AUGAAGGGGAAGCUGGGCGCGCUGGCCGCGUCGGCGGCGCAGGUGCUGGCGCCCAACAGUCUGCAGUUCAACGAGCACGAGUUCCAGCGAUCGCCCAAGGAGGCGCAGGAUGCGGCGCGGGAGGCGGCCAAGCUCGUCAAGCCAGGCGACCUGAUCUUCAUCACUACGAGCGGCCUGGUCUACUCGGUGGGGAGGUAUCUGACUGAGAACGCGUACGACCACGUGGUGGUCGUGCUGGACGAGAGCACUGUGCUUCAUGUUGGGAUGCCAUCUGCCAAGUUGAUGCCGCUCGAACGGCUCCUUUUGCCUCAGCGGCAGCCUGUGGUGCUGCGCGUGCCGAUGCCUGAGUCAGAGCUGCAGCUGUUCCUGCGUUGCGCUCGCCAGUUGAUCGGCUGCAAGUAUGAUAUUGCAAGGGCGUACCAAUUGAUGCUGCGGUUGGCAUUGAAGCGGAUGAUUGGGUCAACACCAUUGCCGAGAUUGCCACUUGACGUAAAGAGCAACGCCUGGAUCUGCAGCGACUCCAUCAUCGUACUGCUUGCAGGGUGCUGUACGGCGUUCCGUGAGGCGCUGGCCAAGGCAAGGCAGGAGACUGAAUUAGACAUCUUCACGCUCGGCAGCGCUUCCAUGACGGAUUUUCAACGGAUCCGUCGCAUCCAGCCGGACAUUAUUUCGCGCGUACCGUUGCCCGUUGUAAACUACACGCUGGCUCCGCGUAAGCGCUCGUGGAGAGCGUACAUCCCAGAGGUGGUGCGGUUCGCGCAGAGCGUGCAGGACGGCACGUUGAAGUGGCCUCUGCUGGCGCCCGAGAUCUUCCCCAAGGUGCACGAGGUCGCGGCCGCCAUUCCUCCAACCUCUUGGACCGUGAAGCGCAAGAUCCAAGUGCUAGGCUACGUGAUCGUAUUUCUCAUGAUGCUUCGAAGAGGGCUCACUGUCCGGCGAGUGCUGCUGCGUGCCGUUGAAGUGCUCAUGCUGCGGUACGUCGCGCAGCACGUCAUGCUGCACUUACAGUCGUCCUCCGCUUUUGGCACCGCUAAACUAUAG
Messenger RNA from Phytophthora sojae, 1041 nucleotides. RefSeq lists its product as hypothetical. NCBI's taxonomy places the organism in Eukaryota, Oomycota, Peronosporomycetes, Peronosporales, Peronosporaceae. The coding region runs from base 1 to 1041 and encodes 346 amino acids. The record is from RefSeq and is a predicted model, not a curated record. The transcript is spliced from 8 exons.